Messenger RNA from Aureobasidium melanogenum CBS 110374, 729 nucleotides. RefSeq names its product Bromodomain-containing protein. Gene Ontology annotation, cellular component: NuA4 histone acetyltransferase complex. The transcript has a single exon. The coding region runs from base 1 to 729 and encodes 242 amino acids. The record is from RefSeq and is a predicted model, not a curated record. Lineage: Eukaryota; Fungi; Ascomycota; Dothideomycetes; Dothideales; Saccotheciaceae. Gene Ontology annotation, molecular function: protein binding.
AUGCUCCAAGAAGAGAUCCUCCAGGCCGAAACCUCUGAUCCACCUUCCCAGCUCCGAUCCAAACGUGGUCGAUUCACUUCCAACAAACGCAAGAGGCCUCGUUCAGCAACUCCCCUCCCUGCCUCCGAAGCACCAGUUGCCGAAUCUUCCGAGCCUGAACAACAAGGUCCUGCUUAUGGACCUCCCACUAAACACAAAGUCCAGGCCCAUCGCAACUUUGCGCGUAUUUCUAACGUGAUUAUCAACGACAUCACGCAACAUAAACACGCAGGACCUUUCCAAAAACCCGUGAGAGAGAAAGAUGCAGAAGGAUACACGGAUAUAAUCAAGCGGCCUCAAGAUCUGAAAUCCAUCAAAGCAGCCAUCACUUUUGGGUCUCGCGCCAUCAAUGCCGCUACCACUUCUUCAACCGUUGAUUCCCCAGCUAUUGGGACACCCUCCACUUCUUCAUCUUUGGUACUGCUCGACAAAACAGCAGAUUUGAUACCUCCCCGCGCCAUUGUCAACUCGAGUCAAUUGGAAAAAGAAGUCAUGAGGAUGUUUGCUAAUGCAGUCAUGUUCAAUCCUGGCGAAGAGGGAAUGGUCAAGGAUGCCAGGGAGAUGGCUGAUGACAUUGAAGCCAAGGUUCGGGAUUGGAGACAGGUUGAAGGUGCCGCUGCGGUUGGCAGACAGGAAGAGGACGAGGAAGGGCAAGCUGUCGGAGGAGACAAGAAGAGAAGGAAGGUUUGA